UCAAAGUAUUAAUUUUUUCACAAACUUUUUUAUUAUUAGGAGAAAGAUGAUUAGGGCUUUUGUUGGGAGCAUAAUAAGAAAGGGUCUCUCAGUGUUGUUUGUAGCAAUAAGGGGAAGUGGUAGUUCAGAAGAACAUUUGAUGUAUUUCAAUGAUGAAGUUGAUGAUGAAACUGUGGAAGGGUAUUUCACUGUUCUUGCCACAAAGGGCAAAGAAACAAGAAGAUUCAGUGUUGAGUUAGAUUGCUUGACUGAUCCUGCAUUCUUGGGACUUCUUGAUCAAGCUCAAGAAGAGUAUGGCUUCAGACAGAAAGGAGCUAUUUCUGUUCCUUGUAGGCCUCAAGAACUUCAGAAGAUUCUAGAUGAUAUGAAAGCAUAGACUUCAAUCAAGAAGCUAAGCUUCAUAUAUGUGCAUCUUGUUAAUUAAUUAAGAUAAUCAACUACUAAUACUACUACUAUAUAUAGUUUAACAGUUGGCUAAGGAUUAUUAUACCAAUUACCAACAAGUAUUACUUGCUCACUUUAAUCUUUAGUCAAUUGGUUGUUAAGUUU
Arachis duranensis is the source of this 549-nucleotide messenger RNA. RefSeq names its product auxin-responsive protein SAUR72-like. Bases 47 to 376 code for a protein of 109 amino acids. The transcript has a single exon. NCBI's taxonomy places the organism in Eukaryota, Viridiplantae, Streptophyta, Magnoliopsida, Fabales, Fabaceae. Gene Ontology annotation, biological process: response to auxin. The record is from RefSeq and is a predicted model, not a curated record.